Messenger RNA from Epinephelus fuscoguttatus (brown-marbled grouper), 1893 nucleotides. It is a transcript of the gene cxcr3.2, whose product is annotated as chemokine (C-X-C motif) receptor 3, tandem duplicate 2. Lineage: Eukaryota; Metazoa; Chordata; Actinopteri; Perciformes; Serranidae. The coding region runs from base 101 to 1234 and encodes 377 amino acids. Gene Ontology annotation, cellular component: membrane. The record is from RefSeq and is a predicted model, not a curated record. Gene Ontology annotation, biological process: G protein-coupled receptor signaling pathway; immune response; chemotaxis. Gene Ontology annotation, molecular function: chemokine receptor activity. The transcript has 2 exons.
GGGGAAAAAAAAAAGAUGUUUACCCAUUGUAUUUGUGAGUGUGCUCUCCAGACUGUUUGAGGGUUUCAGGUGUUCUGCUGCCUCCUUGUCUGACACAAGUAUGGAUCAAGUCUUUGCAACCACAGAUUACUGGGACUAUGACGACUAUGACAAUUUUACCUGGUCCCCUGAAACGAGCAAGAGUCAUGCAGCCCCAUGCGAACAGGAGAACAUCUAUGGUUUUGCACAGAGGUACUCCCCUGUUGUGUUCAGUCUGGUGUUUGUCCUGGCUCUUGUGGGCAACGUGCUGGUGCUGUGUGUGAUCCGACGCUACCGAAACUCUCAGUCUGGCGGAGCCUGCGCCUUCUCUCUGACAGACACCUUCCUCCUUCACCUGGCCAUUUCUGACCUCCUGCUGGCCUUCACCCUGCCCCUGUUUGCAGUGCAGUGGGCUCACCAGUGGGUGUUCGGCUUGGCUGUUUGCAAGAUCUCCGGUGCCCUCUUCUCCCUGAAUCGCUACAGCGGCAUCCUCUUCCUGGCCUGCAUCAGCUUUGACCGUUACCUGGCCAUCGUUCAUGCUGUCAGCUCCAGCUGGAAGCGCAACACCUGCCAUGCCCAGAUUGCGUGUGCCUUCAUCUGGGUGGGCUGCCUGGGCCUGAGUGUAGUGGACAUAUACUUCAAAGAGGUGGAGGAGGUGUACACUGUGGGCCGUCAGAAGACACUCAUGUGCCAGGUGUGGUUCACCGAGAACUCCACCCAGUGGCAGGUGGGGCUGCAGCUGCUCAGUGUGGUUCUGGGUUUUGGGCUCCCCUUGUUGAUUAUGCUCUACUGCUACAUCCGCAUCUUCAGGUCUCUCUGCAACGCCACUCGCCGCCAAAAGCGCAAGUCUCUCCACCUUAUCGUCUCCCUUGUGUCUGUAUUUGUCAUCUGCUGGGCACCGUACAACUGCUUCCAGCUGGUAGACAGUCUGCACAAGCUGGACGUGGUGGGAGGUGGUUGCCAGUUUGGCUAUGUGGUGGACAUCGGGACUGUGAUCACUGAAAGCUUGGGGCUGUCACACUGCGCCCUGAACCCUCUGCUGUACGGUUUUGUGGGGGUGAAGUUCAGGAGGGAGCUGGCCAAAAUGUGUAAAGGGUUGCUGGGACAGAGAGGCUUGCUGGGGAUGGAGGAAUGGCGCCACAGGAGGCGCGGAAGAGUCACAGGAUCUUUCAGCUCUGCAGAAAGCGAAAACACCUCGUACUCUGUCAUGGUGUGAGACUGGUUAGACACAGGAGGGGGGAGAUGAGGGGAGAUGAGUGUGUGGUUGUGAUUGUGUGUGUUUGUAAGGCAGGGAGUGGAGAGGGGCAGAGAGUAGAGUGUGAGCUGGAAUGAAAAGAGAAUGAAAUAAAAAUAUAUUUGCAGCUUAAUUAAGACUAAAAAAUUGUUCUCAGGGGGGAAAGUGGUGCAUUUAUUCCACUGGUGCUUUGACAUCUAAUUGUUGGUAUGGUGCAGCUUCCAUCGUUUGUUUUUCUGUUUUUCAGAAAUACUGUAGUGAUAUCAUGAAGUGAGAGUAGAGCAUAGAGUAAACCAGAAGGCCACAUCCCACAUGCUGAUGUUGCUAAUGUUGUCACGUCACUUUUUAGUGAGAACUUGUUGAUUUUGUGUCCGUAGGUCAAAUCUUGGGAAACAUCUAGAUUUCUUCAUACUUGUAAAAAAGCUUGUUCAGCAGUUUAGAUGUAGCCUGGGGCUUCAGCAGUCAGACUCAUAUCUCAUAUCUCUUGAACUUCUCAUUUCUGGUUAAUUUUUUUUUAUCAUCCAUUUACAGCUGUGUGCUUUACAACACUGCAAAAGAGGGAGUGUAUACAGUGUAACUCAUUUUUAAUUUUGCAUAUUAGCCUACAUCAAAAUCUAUCCUCUGUGAUGUACAAAGUUUUU